This is a messenger RNA of Colossoma macropomum (tambaqui), 3109 nucleotides long. It is a transcript of the gene snx14, whose product is annotated as sorting nexin 14. The coding region runs from base 176 to 2995 and encodes 939 amino acids. Lineage: Eukaryota; Metazoa; Chordata; Actinopteri; Characiformes; Serrasalmidae. Gene Ontology annotation, molecular function: phosphatidylinositol-3,5-bisphosphate binding. The record is from RefSeq and is a predicted model, not a curated record. The transcript has 30 exons. Gene Ontology annotation, cellular component: late endosome. Gene Ontology annotation, biological process: autophagosome maturation.
CGUCUUGCGUUUUUAAUCCGCUAGGGAAAUAAAUAGUUUGACACCUGUCUGAACUGAACUGUUGACAUGUUCAGCAGAGUCUCAGCGACGAUGUAGAAAUGAAGCACUUUGCCGUCGGUUUUUGCUGAUUUACUCUAAACUGCUGUUGCAGCCGCGGCUCCUGUUGAGAUCCCAGAUGGCAGAUGUUAGAACAUUAUUGGAGUCCCUCAGGAGAGGGUUUAAGAUUGACAUGCUUAGGGAAGUUGUCCGGCAGUAUCCUGUCAUAUGCUUUUUGCUGAUGUCCAUGCUGUCUUCGACCAUCAUUCUCAACAGGUAUCUGCAUGUUCUGAUGAUAUUUUGGUCCUUCCUGGCUGGAGCAAUCACCUUCUACUGUUCGCUUAGUCCAGACCAACUGGUGCCCAGUGUCCUCUUUUCUAUAAAGACCAGGAACAAACGGCAGGAGCAGCAGGAGCUCUUUCCACAGGGCCACAACUGUGCAGUCUGUGGGAAAAACAAGUGCACUCGACACAGAUCAACUCUUCUUCUGGAAAACUACCAGCCAUGGUUAGGUUUGAAAGUGCAUUCAAAGGUGGACACAUCCAUUGGAGAGGUGCUGGAGUUAGUGCUGGAGAACUUUGUGUAUCCUUGGUACAGGGAUAUUACAGAUGACGAGGCCUGUGUGGAUGAAGUGAGGCAGACGUUCCGUUUUUUUGCUUCGGUUCUAGUUCGCCGAGCCCAAAAGGUGGACGUGCCAUCAGUCGCCACCGGCAAAAUGAUGAAGGCAGCCAUGAAGCACAUAGAGAUUGUUGCUAAAGCUCAGCAGAAAGUGAGAAACCCUGAAGGGCUGCAGCAGGCUGCGCUGGAGGAGUACGGUGCAGAUCUACACGUGGCUUUGCGCAGUCGCAGAGAUGAGCUCAACUACUUGAGGAAACUGACUGAGAUGCUCUUCCCUUACGUCAUGCCUCCGAAAGCUACCGACUGCAGGUCCCUGGCCCUGCUGAUUCGAGAGGUCAUGACUGGCUCAGUGUUUCUCCCAACCAUGGACUUCAUGGCUGACCCUGACACUGUCAACCACAUGGUGCUCAUAUUCAUCGAUGACACUCCUCCUGAGCCAGCGACUGAGCCUCCGUCUGCGUUGGUGCCCUUCCUGCAGAAAUAUGCUGACUCUCGCAACAAGAAGCCUUCUGUGCUGAAGCUGGACCUGAAGGAGAUCCGGGAUCAGCAGGAUUUAUUGUUCCGCUUUAUGAGUUUCCUGAAACAGGAGGGAGCCGUGCAUGUGCUGCAGUUCUGCCUCACUGUGGAGGAGUUCAAUGAUAAAAUCCUGUGUCCUGAGCUAAGCGACUCUGAGAUGGAGCGACUGCAUGGUGAGGUGCAGAACAUCUAUGAGACAUAUUGUCUGGAGGAAAGCAUUGACAAGAUCAGCUUUGAUCCCUUUAUCAUCGAGGAAAUCUGCAGUAUCGCAGAGGGCCCAUACACAGGUGUGGUGAAGCUGCAGAAGAUGCGUUGUCUCUUUGAGGCCUAUGAACAUGUCCUGUCACUGCUGGAGAAUGUCUUCACCCCAUUGUUUUGCCACAGUGAUGAGUAUUUCAGAUACCUGCUGUGUGGGGCUGAAUCUCCUGCUAGGAAUGCCAAACUAAACCGGAAUUUGAGUUUGGAUGAUUUAAGGAACACGUCUAAGCGAGGAGAGUCGUUUGGGAUCAGCCGCAUCGGCAGUAAGCUGAAGGGUGUGUUUAGAAGCACCACUAUGGAAGGAGCCAUGCUGCCCGCCUAUACAAUGGUUGACGGUGAAGAGGAUAUGGUGGAGGAGGCUACUGUGGUAGUGGAGGAUGAAUCUCCUGUACCGGAGAACAUGGUCAGCCCUCCAGGAACGCACAGGAACCUUUCAGCAUGGACCAUCGCCAUUCCCUUUGUGGACUUCUAUGAGGAUGAAGCCAAAAAAGAACGCAUUCCUGUCUUCUGCAUUGACGUGGAGCGCCAUGACCUCCAGCAUGUUGGUCAUGAGAUGGAAACAUGGUCAAUCUUCAGGAGGUACCUUGAGUUCUAUGUCCUGGAGUCCAAACUCACAGAAUUCCAUGGUUCAUUCCAAGAUGCACAACUCCCCUCCAAAAGAAUCAUAGGGCCAAAGAAUUAUGAGUUCCUAAACUCAAAGCGUGGUGAAUUUGAGGAGUACCUACAGAACCUGCUGCGACAUCCUGAGCUGAGCAACAGUCAACUUCUGGCAGACUUCCUCUCUCCGAACAGCAUGGAGACACAGUUCCUCGACAAGAUGCUGCCUGACGUCAAUCUGGGAAGGAUUUUUAAAUCAGUACCAGGGAAACUUAUCAAGGAGAAAGGGCAGAACCUGGAGCCGUUCCUCCAGUCCUUCUUCGGCUCAUGUGAGUCUCCUAAACCCAAACCCAGCCGUCCCGAGCUCACCGUCCUCAGCCCCACCACCGGAAACAAGAAGCUUUUCAACGAGCUUUACAAAAACAACGCCGACCAGCCGGACAGCAUGGACAGAAGACAAAACCAGAACUACUUUCUGGAGGUAAUGGAUCUGGAGGGCGUUUAUGACUACAUGAUGUAUGUAGGUCGCGUGGUGUUUCGCAUGCCCGACUGGCUGCACCAUGUGCUGUGUGGAGGUCGGAUACUGUUUAAGAGAACGCUGGAGGCUUACAUGGACCACUACCUUCAGUCCAAACUGGACAAGAUCCUCAAGGAGCACCGCCUCGUCUCUCUAAUCACUCUCCUUAGAGAUGCGGUGUUCUGUGAGAACAAUGAAGAGCGUUCUCCUGAGGACAAACAGAGAAGAGCCAAGCAAACCUUUGAAGAGAUGAUGAACUACUUACCAGAUAUCGUUGGAAAAUGUAUAGGAGAGGAGAACAAAUCGGAGGGUAUCCAGUUACUCUUCAACUGCAUUCAGCAGCCUCUCCUCAACAAGCAGAUGACAUACGUACUGCUAGACAUUGCUGUUCAGGAGCUGUUUCCAGAACUCCAUUCCAGCACGAAAGACGGUCCUUCCACUAGACGGAUGUAAAUAAUAUUCAGAUGUUUUCCCGGGAAUCUGAACUGUCUGGGGACGUAUUGACAUUCCUGUGUUUAUUAUUGCACUACUGACAUACAAAAAUAAAUAUAUUUAUUAAUCAUUUUA